CAUGGACACCCUUCUCUCAAGUUCUUCGUCUUUGGCGGUCCUGUCAUGUCUCCCACCGGUCCGCACAAUUACUUCCCCAUCUAAACUCCACUCCGCAAUGGCAAGCUUCGGUUUCGCUCUUUCCAUUAACGGCCUUCGAAGGAACCAGCAAUCGCUUACUUCCUCUACGAUUCCUAAAUUUUCGAUACGGUGCGGUGGAGGCAUUAAGGAAAUUAAAGAGAGCGAGUUCCUAAGCACGGUGCUGGAAUCCAACCGUCCGGUUCUCGUCGAGUUCGUUGCUACUUGGUGUGGACCUUGCCGCUUAAUCUCUCCCGCCAUGGAAUCCAUGGCUCAAGAAUAUGGAGAGAGACUAGAGGUAGUAAAAAUUGAUCAUGAUGCGAAUCCACAACUGAUUGAAGAGUACAAAGUUUACGGAUUGCCAACUUUGAUUCUGUUCAAGGAUGGGCAGGAAGUGGCAGAAAGCAGGAGAGAAGGUGCGAUUACAAAGCCCAAGCUUGAAGAGUAUCUUGAUGCUCUCUUGGAGACAAUUUCUGUUGCUUAA
Messenger RNA from Durio zibethinus, 541 nucleotides. Its product is annotated as thioredoxin X, chloroplastic-like. Gene Ontology annotation, cellular component: cytoplasm. Gene Ontology annotation, molecular function: protein-disulfide reductase activity. The record is from RefSeq and is a predicted model, not a curated record. NCBI's taxonomy places the organism in Eukaryota, Viridiplantae, Streptophyta, Magnoliopsida, Malvales, Malvaceae.